Molecule: messenger RNA, 258 nt
Organism: Miscanthus lutarioriparius
Lineage: Eukaryota; Viridiplantae; Streptophyta; Magnoliopsida; Poales; Poaceae
Source: the annotation of a GenBank genome assembly
AUGGCGACAAACGGGCAGGGAAUCAGCGAGGGCGGAGACAAAGAAAACAGAGCGAGUGAGGGAGCGGCAAAGGCUCUACGGCUCUCCCUCGAAGAUAGAAGGCGACGCGAGGGGAGCGGAUGGGUGUGGGUGUGGAGGGCGAAGGCGACGUCUACGACGUUUUGGCUAUUCAGGGAAAGUGACAACGAAGGAUGGCAUCCGGAAGAUCUGGUGAAGCGAUCUGUCACUCGCUCAUCACUGGCUGAGCUGAAGGCCUGA